AGCUUUUCGGGCGGGGGCGGAGCCUCCUGCCGAGGGCCGUUCGGGAGAAGGCGGGGCCUAGCUCGCAUCAGGACCAGUCUGGCUGCACCUGCAUCCUUCGCUCAGAGCAUCCCCGGAGCAUCUGAGGAGGCGGCCGCAGCUGGCAACCGGGGGCCCGACCGUCGCAGGAGGCGUCCGCCAGACACCUUCCCCCUCCCCUGAGCUAGCGCUCUACAGCGGCGGCCUCGGUGCUGGCCGGGCGCCCCCGGACUUGCCCGACCCCUGAGAAAGCAUUUGCAGCAAGAGCCUCUGGCGACGACAUGGCUGAGAUCACCAACAUCCGACCGAGCUUCGAUGUGUCCCCAGUGGUGGCUGGCCUCGUCGGGGCGUCCGUGCUGGUGGUGUGCGUCUCGGUGACCGUCUUUGUGUGGACAUGCUGCCACCAGCGGGCGGAGAAGAAGCACAAGACUCCCCCGUAUAAGUUCAUCCACAUGCUCAAAGGCAUCAGCAUCUACCCAGAGACGCUCAGCAACAAGAAGAAAAUCAUCAAAGUGCGGAGAGACGAAGACGGCCCUGGGCGGGGAGGCGGGCGCGGGAGUGUGCUGGUGGACGCCGCCGAGGCCGGCCUGCUGGGCCCUGACCGGGGUCCCAAGGGCCCGGGCUCCGGUUCUUGUAUGGACCAGUUACCCAUCAAGGUGGACUAUGGGGAAGGACUGAGGAGCCCCAUUGCGAGCCUGACCCCCGGGGAGAGCAAAACCACGUCUCCGUCAUCUCCAGAGGAGGACGUCAUGCUGGGGACCCUCACCUUCUCCGUGGACUAUAACUUUCCGAAAAAAGCCCUGGUGGUGACGAUCCAGGAGGCCCACGGGCUGCCAGUGAUGGACGAGCAGACCCAGGGCUCUGACCCUUACAUCAAAAUGACCAUCCUCCCUGACAAGCGGCAUCGGGUGAAGACCAGAGUGCUGCGGAAGACGCUGGACCCCGUGUUCGACGAGACCUUCACCUUCUACGGCAUCCCGUACAGCCAGCUGCAGGACCUGGUGCUACACUUCCUCGUGCUCAGCUUCGACCGCUUCUCCCGGGACGACGUCAUCGGGGAAGUCAUGGUGCCGCUGGCUGGCGUGGACCCCAGCACGGGCAAGGCACAGCUGACCAGGGACAUCACCAAAAGGAACAUCCAGAAGUGCAUUAGCAGAGGGGAGCUCCAGGUGUCCCUGUCCUACCAGCCCGUGGCACAGAGACUGACCGUGGUGGUCCUCAAAGCCCGACACCUGCCGAAAAUGGACAUCACCGGCCUCUCAGAUCCUUAUGUCAAGGUGAACGUCUACUACGGCAGAAAGCGCAUCGCCAAGAAGAAAACCCACGUGAAGAAGUGCACUUUGAACCCCGUCUUCAACGAGUCCUUCGUCUACGACAUCCCCCCCGACCUGCUGCCCGACGUCAGCAUCGAGUUCCUGGUCAUCGACUUCGACCGCACCACCAAGAACGAGGCGGUGGGAAGGCUGAUCCUGGGGGCCCACAGCGUCACCAGCAGCGGCGCCGAGCACUGGAGGGAGGUGUGCGAGAAACCCCGCAAGCCGGUGGCCAAGUGGCACAGUCUGAGCGAGUACUAGUCGCGUCGUCCUCGCCCGGGCCCGGGCCAGGCAGGCCGACGGGGACGGAGAUGCCACACAGGAGCAGACUCAGAACCUCGGUUUAGUUGUAGAAGAUUUCUUACACAACACACCCCACAAAGAACACCCCACAUGACCACAGCUGCAGAUCAGUUCUUAGCGAUGAUGAUUUUUCUCCUUUGCAAGGCACUAGAAAUCCUUUUUUUUUUUUUUUUUUUAAUGGGGAGAAAGAGAGGGAAAGGCCUCACAAGUCUAUAUAUAACAAUGUAACCUUAUACUUGCAUGUCUAAUACAAACUGAAGAAAUUAGCCUAACUGCCAAUAUCAAGUUACAGAUUUUGAUCCAUGAAAAUUGUGUUUUGUGCCGAAUUGUAUUUGCUGAUUCCCUGAAAUUGGCCUCUUUUAUUGGGCUUCCCUGGAGAGUGACUCCCGCCCCCAGCUCUGCAGAAGGAUGUUGUUUUGCUCACGUAAAAUCUUGUAGCGUCGCCAUCCCCGUCGGAUGCCCCCCGCCCCCUGCCCCAGCUCUGCUCUUUGAGCUCAGGGUCCAGAGGUCUGUUGUGCGCCAGGAAACGGAGGUGGACCGGAGGAGGCCGGGUGUGCAGGGGGGAUCUGGGGCACGGGCUUCGCGCUGCCCCGCUCCUGCUGGAGGGCUCAGGGGCAGCCCAGGGUAACUGGUGCUGGAGCCCGUGCGAUGGCAGGCUUGGAGGUAGAGCCCACGUCUCCGAAACAGGACGUUUGUCUGGAGGGAGCUUCGGAGCCUUCCGGUCGGGCCAGGGUGGCUCCGGAGGCCGGGGAUGGCCGACCCCAGGUGCUGUGUGUGGGUGCGGGCAAGACGGCGUGUCGGCCCCCGCCUGACAGCAACAUGGCCAAGGGACAGCCUUUUGCUGGCGUGAAGGGUGAACUGGCCUUUAUUGUUCCAGAAGUGCUGACCCAGGAGACGCUUUAGAGUUUUGUCAGGGAGCGGAGAUUAGAUCGGUUCGGCUUCCUCGGGGAAAGGGCUUCAGAAAUUGCCGCUCCUGCGGAAGUUGUCACCUGUGGCUCUUCAGACUAGAGAAGGGAGUAGGCGCGGCCAAGGUGACCCGGCUUCGUCUCUCCCGGCCUGUCCCUCGGAGCAGGUGCUUAACGGAGCCCUGGGUCCUACCCAGCGUCGAGACCAGGGGAAGGGCUGGGGGAAGCACGCGGCUCUAUCCCCGCCCGCCGGUGGCGAGGGCGCUGGGGUCUCCGCACCCCUGGUUGGCCCCCACUCUCCCGUCGAGACCCAUCGGAGGGCAGAGCCCAGGGGCCGGGGGACAGUCCGCCAGCGUGUCCAGGCAGCAGAUCCCGCGGGCGGCCUGCACAGCAGCCACUGGAGCCGAGGCCUGGCCAAGCUGGUCCACACCCGGGCAAGAGCACCCCUUCCGACCUGCUUCCGAGGAGGCCGGGUGUCUGCGGACAGAGCGAUGGGGCCUGUGACAUUCUCUUAGCGCUUGUGCAUUUAAGACCAGUCUGCUCCCUCCGUCCUUCUGUUGUUCUCUUUUUAAAACCUGGUUGCGAGCGGGGCUGAGCAGCUGGGGGCGGGCACAGAGACCCCUCUGGGCUGGUCUCCGCUCCCUGCUCCCUCCGCACACCCUUCAUCUGACGCGCGACCCCAUCCGUGUCCACCCCACCGGUCUCUAACCUAUUCUCCAUCGAAUGUAAAUACUGUAUCAUACGUAGAAGAAAAUAAUUUUUGUUUUCUAAAAAUGCAUUUUGAGAUAGUUGAGUAUAAAUCUGACAGGAGCCCUCUGAAGCCCCCUUAGGAAAAAAUCUUAAAUGCUUCCUCUUCAUCGCCUUAAUGUCUGAAGAUCAGAAAGCGCUGAGCAACCCGCUUUUGUUUCCUUCCCAGAAACACUGCAGAGCAAACAGGUGGAGAUAGUCUGGUCUUUGCCCUGCUGCGUGUGCCAGGGCAGCUCCUCCCGCCGGACGUCUGGGAAGGCCGCCUCCCCCGACCCUCCCCCCCACCCCCAUCCCCCACCCCCCACCCCCUGGGCUGUGGAGCGGCGGAGGCCAGGUGACAGGGUGGGAACGGGCAGACAGCACAGGGCUCCUCCCUCCUACCUCACGCCUGAUCCAUCACGCCCUCGGCUUUGCUGUCCCAAAGUCUCUCAGCUGCCUUUGGCUUUCACACGGCCCGGCCCAGAGCUGGCUGAUCCGGCCCAGAAGCCAGGCCGCCUCGCAAGAGUCAGUUGAAAGACAAGAGAGUCGCACGCGAGCUUUUGCACAAGGCACUCGUGGUCAGGAACGGGUUAGGGAACGGUCACUUCAGAUUUCCCAAGAGCCGGACCUUCUCUGCUGGUAUCUUGGCUCCUUUGGAAAGACAAGAGUUUCUCUUAAUAGCAAAAGUCCCUUUAUGAGUUACUCCUUUCAGUACUUCCAGUGGAGCACAGCCACGAUGUCCGCGUCCAGGAACGGGCUCGAGCACGGGAGCAGAUAGAACCGGCUCGUGGGACAGGAGUGGCUUGCUCGGGACGGGGACAGACAGGGCUCUUCUUGUGGCCGCGAUAGUGACAGUGCCCUCACCAGGAUCCUUCUCCCACGUGGUCGUCUUUCUUUACCUUGUGUCUUCUCUUGUAAAAAAAAAAAAAAA
Messenger RNA from Mustela erminea (ermine), 4196 nucleotides. It is a transcript of the gene SYT11, whose product is annotated as synaptotagmin 11. Lineage: Eukaryota; Metazoa; Chordata; Mammalia; Carnivora; Mustelidae. The transcript has 4 exons. Gene Ontology annotation, biological process: cellular response to calcium ion; vesicle fusion; regulation of dopamine secretion. The record is from RefSeq and is a predicted model, not a curated record. Gene Ontology annotation, cellular component: synapse; axon; membrane. Gene Ontology annotation, molecular function: calcium-dependent phospholipid binding; phosphatidylserine binding; SNARE binding. Bases 300 to 1592 code for a protein of 430 amino acids.